Molecule: messenger RNA, 2904 nt
Organism: Cryptomeria japonica (Japanese cedar)
Lineage: Eukaryota; Viridiplantae; Streptophyta; Pinopsida; Cupressales; Cupressaceae
Product: protein TOO MANY MOUTHS
Exons: 1
Coding region: 1090-2574 (494 amino acids)
Molecular function (GO): protein binding
Source: RefSeq, a predicted model, not a curated record
GUUAAAAGCCUACCAGAGGGCUUUAUACUCGUGAGAUCAAUAAAAGACUGGUAUGAACACAUUAAAUGUUUUUCUCCAUCCUCUUUUAUGGCUCAUCAUACCCGUGAUUUCCAUUACUGAUGGGGUUUUGCCUUAAAUGCUUAUCUGCCUGAUACCCACGGGAAAUGUUUGAGAACAUUGAUGAGGAUAUGUGUACACAUUGAAUAUCUCCUCUGAUCAACAGCAGAUAGACACAGGAUCCGAUUGACAGGCAUAGCAAACAUUAAAUUCACAGAGGAGUUAUUGCAUAUCCCAGAAAAAUUCGUCCGUUGGAAUUGCAGGUAAUCAAUGCAGAUUCCACAAUGUCCUUAUUCCAUCAUCAGGAGUGAUGCAAAGCAAGAAUGGGAAUCCAUUUCAAUGCCACUAGAUCUAGCAGGGCUCUAGAAAACAGGUACUACAUACCCAGGUAAAGAAACAGUAAAAAUCAGACUGAUCAGAACAAAAGAAGGUUGUAAAUCUAGACUAAAAUUUCACCAUUAGAAAUGUACAGCCAAGCAGCAUUAAUAAUUUAAAUGCCUCCAAAUUUAGUAGAUCUCUACCAAUCAUAUACUGCAUACCUACAUCACGAACAUAUACCCACAUAAAAAAUGGUCUUUGAUUCUUCGUAGAUUCUUUGGAAACCAAACGUUAUGUUAAAAUAUUAAUGUCUUUACUUAAAUAGUGUCCCCUAUGAUUGUUGGGCUUUUAUUUGAUUCUUUGUAAACUAUUUGUAAACCAAGCAUUUUCACCAUCAUGACAACAACCAGUGAAACACUUCUACAAGUAGAACCUUUUGUACCCUAGGUAGGUGGGAAAAGCAUAAACCCUAGACCCUAAAACCAAACUGUCUCCCUGCCUUUAAGAACCGUAUAGAUUAUAGUACUACUGUUUUCUCUGUCUCCAAAGCCUUAGCCAUGCUUUUCUUUCGAAGGACAAUUAACUUAGAAUGGCCACAUUAAAUACUAGCCCAUACACAAGCCCUUUUAAGCACACCCUUCUAGGUUGUCUGAUCUUGUAUCCGUGAUCUCUGCACUGGAUUUUGAAUGUGUUAACCAAUCCUCAAAAGGAGAGAUGGAACCAGUUUGGAUUGGUUUGUUGGUGUGCUUUUCUCAUCUCUUUCCUGCAUCCCUAGGAUUUACAAUUAUCUUACCAGACUCUCCCAGCAAUCUGAUCAACACCCCACAGACAGGCUACACCAUGAACAUGGACAAGGCCCAUACAGACCCUGAAGAGCAAAGGGCGGUCUAUGAAAUAAUGACUGCCACAGGCAAUGGUUGGGCUAGUAGCAUCCCAGAUGUGUGCAAAGGUAGGUGGCAUGGGAUUGAGUGUAUGCCUGAUCAAUCUAAGGUCCUGCAUGUUGUUUCCCUUUCUUUUGGAGCUCUCUCAGAUGACACUGCAUUCCCAACCUGUGACAACAGUUCUUUCAUCUCACCUGCCAUAAUUCACCUCCCCCAUCUCAAAAGAAUCUUUUUUUACCAAUGCUGCAAAGGCAAUCCCCAGCCCAUACCUAAUUUCAUAGGGUUACUGAAUAAUUCUUUGGAGUCCUUGGUCUUGAGGGAAAAUGGUCAUGUAGGGAACAUCCCUCCAGAGUUAGGCAACCUCGCCAAAUUGCACACUCUUGACCUCCAUGGCAACAACAUCAAUUCUGCCAUCCCCACUGAGCUUGGUGGGCUGAUUCGUCUCCAACUACUGGAUCUCAGCAAAAACAUGCUGGUGGGUCAGAUUCCUACCAGCUUUGAAUCCCUUACCAACAUCAAUAUCCUUGACCUUAAUCACAAUCUUCUCUCUGGACCAAUCUCAGACCAGCUUAGAGGCUUGAAUUCCCUGAGAAAACUGGACCUCAGCAGUAACCAAUUAUCCGGUGCUGUGCCAGCAUUACUUGGGCAUUUGAGGAGCCUUGUUUUGUUGGAUUUAAGCCACAAUUCUCUCUCAGGUAGGCUUCCAGACUCCCUAGGGGACCUCAAGUUGUUGCAGGCAUUGAUUUUGCAGGGAAACUCCAUUGAUGGACCAAUUCCAGAGGCUAUUGGAGGCCUUCAGGAGCUGAUGAUCAUGGUCCUGUCCAAUGCAGGGCUUAAGGGACCUAUCCCUGGGACUCUGGGAAGUUUGACAAAGCUCAGAGUGUUGUAUUUGGAUGGGAAUAGGCUGAAUGGGUCCAUACCCGUAAGUCUGGGGAAGAUGAACCAUCUCAGCGAACUAAAAGUGAACGGAAAUCUGCUUACAGGCCCUGUUCCUUUCGGCAGGGAAUUCAUGUGGAGAUUGGGCAGAAGGUUGAAGCUGGCUGAUAAUCCUGGCUUAUGCUAUCAGCCUAUUGAUGCAGGGGAAGAGAUGGAUUCUUCUUUCCUGUCAGGCAUCAAGUACUGUUCUGAACAUAAGGCAACUGGUCACGUCUCAACUAAAACAGCUCCUCCAAUAGCAUCUCAGAGGCCAGAUAUAUCCCCAGAUUCAGCAAAACAUCCUGAAGUUUCUUUAGCCCAUUUGAAGUCAUCUUCUUGGCCCAUAUUGAUCAACAUCCUAGAACCACUAUUACUUCUCACAAUUCUCCUGCUUCACUGCUAACAAGCCAAUACAAGAAAUGUUAUCGGUGACAUGCUAACCAGCCAAUCAAUCAAAUGGUGGUGUGUUGUAAAUAAUUGAUCCAUGAAAGCUUAAUAGCUAGAGGGGUUGCUUACUGUAAUGGAGUCCCUAAUACCGGCCAUGUAAGGCAUGAGUAAAUAAUCUAUCUGAAGAGUAUAACCCACAGUAUGAAACUUCAUGCCGAGAAUGUAUGUAUUUAUGCUUUGUAUCUUUUGGAAGUGGACUGGGUGUAGAAGCAGUUCUUUCUAAGUAGUAGCCUAUGUCUUAAUUUCAUUCAAAUAAACUGUAUCAAAAUAUCAAUGGAGUCUUGAA